Molecule: messenger RNA, 2037 nt
Organism: Penicillium nucicola
Lineage: Eukaryota; Fungi; Ascomycota; Eurotiomycetes; Eurotiales; Aspergillaceae
Product: putative extracellular endoglucanase
Exons: 6
Coding region: 1-2037 (678 amino acids)
Biological process (GO): glucan catabolic process
Cellular component (GO): extracellular region; cell surface
Molecular function (GO): cellulose binding; beta-glucosidase activity
Source: RefSeq, a predicted model, not a curated record
AUGCAGAUUCUUCUCUCUGGUGCCCUUGUGGCCCUGGCUGGAGUAGCCCAAGCCCAAGUAGGAGGCUACGGCCAGUGUGGAGGAGAAGGUUAUUCUGGAAGCACAAGCUGCACCGCCGGCUAUGUCUGUGCUUCACAGAAUGCGUGGUACUAUCAGUGCAUUCCAGGCACAACAAGCAGCAGCAGCACAACCACAGCUGCCACAGUGACGACCACUUCCACCACCAAGGCAACAACUACGUCGACCUCCACCUCAACUACCAAAACAACGGCCCAGACUGCGACUACUACUGCCACUGGCACUGCUGCCGGAGGUGCGACGUGCACGGGAACAUUCAGUUCGAUUUCCGCCUCAACCUUCGUUUCCAACCUUCACCCGGGAUGGAAUCUGGGAAACACCCUCGAUGCUGUUCCGGAUGAGGGCUCUUGGAACAAUGCUGCUGUCGUGGCCUCGACAUUUGAUACUGUGAAGACUGCUGGCUUCAAGAGUGUUCGUAUCCCGGUGACAUGGGCGUAUCACUUUACAGGAAGCUCGCCUGACUGGACGGUGGAUGCAGCCUGGCUGCAGCGAGUCUCUGAUGUUGUGGACAUGGUCACUUCUCGCGGAUUGUACGCCAUUGUUGAUGUGCAUCACGAUUCGUGGAUUUGGGCUGAUGUCACUCAGUCCGGCGCCAAUCUCACCAUGAUCGAGGAGAAGUUCUACCGACUGUGGUAUCAAAUUGGAACCAAGUUGGCCUGCAAGUCCAACCUUGUCGCCUUCGAGUCUAUCAAUGAGCCCCCGUGCAAUACUGCAACCGAUGCGGCAGAGAUCAACAAGCUGAACAAGAUCUUCCUUCAGGCCAUCAAUGAUGCUGGUGGUUUUAACUCCCAGCGAGUCGUUAACCUCAACGGUGGUGGCCAGGAUAGUGUCAAGACUUCGCAGUGGUUUGAAGCUCCUACUGGAUUUUCGAACCCGUAUGCAAUCCAGUUCCAUUACUACAGUCCCUGUGAGUCUUCCAACACGUUUGAGAAAGUUUGCACAACUGACCGCCCCUUUUUCUUCUUUCUAGAUGACUUUAUUUUCAGUGCUUGGGGCAAGACCAUCUGGGGUUCGGACAGCGACAAAGCCACCGUAGAAACAGACUUCCAACUGCUCCGCAGCAACUUUACCAAUGUUCCUAUUAUCUUGGGAGAAUAUGAUGCAUCGCCCACCAACACCGAGCCCGCUGCCAGAUGGAAAUACGUCGACUUCCUGAUCAAGACAGCCCUCAGCCUGGAUAUUUCCUGCGUCCUGUGGGAUAAUGGACUGGAUCAUCUUAACCGUGAUACCAAGACCUGGAGAGAUACCAACUCGGUUUCCAUGAUCACCAAGUCUACUGAGUCUACUGCCAACAGUUUGCCUGAUAGCACGGAAGAUGGUUCUGCGACUACCCAAUCUUCUUCGGCCUAUAUCUUCCACCAAUACGGAACUGCCGUUGCCGCGUAUACCUUGCCCUUCAUCUUCAAUGGCAAUACGCUUUCGUCGAUUAGUGAUUCCACCGGGUCGACUUUAGUCUCUGGAACUGACUAUUCUGUUUCGGGUGCCAAUAUCGUCUUCACAGUAUCUUACCUGUCAAAGCAUCUCUCGGCUACAACAGCGCCAGGCGUCGUUGCUACCUUGACCCUGAAGUUCUCUGGUGGUGCUUCAUCACCUAUUGUACAGAUUGUUCAGUGGAAGACGCCCACCUUGUCCAGUACAUCGGCUGUGGCAUCUUCAGUCUCUGGAUCCGACCUCUCUAUUCCCAUCACCUGGGGUGGACUUCCUACUAUUGCGGCAGUGAAAGCUCUCACCAAGAGUGGAACAUACUUGGUUGAUGACUGGACUCAGUACCUUGGCCCUAUCCAGCAAUCCAGAAUUACCUACAGUGGCCAGUACAAUUGGGAUUCAACCAAUGUGAUUCUCACUUCGUCCAUUAUCAGCUCUGUCAUCUCUGCCGGCCAGUCGACUGUCUUCACAAUCGAAUUCUUCCCGCGGGAUAAUGGUGCUGUGAAUGCUGUCAACUUCACUUUGACCGUUUAG